This is a messenger RNA of Anopheles cruzii, 2176 nucleotides long. Its product is annotated as coenzyme Q-binding protein COQ10, mitochondrial. The coding region runs from base 125 to 742 and encodes 205 amino acids. The transcript has 3 exons. Gene Ontology annotation, cellular component: mitochondrion. The record is from RefSeq and is a predicted model, not a curated record. Gene Ontology annotation, molecular function: ubiquinone binding. Gene Ontology annotation, biological process: ubiquinone biosynthetic process; cellular respiration. NCBI's taxonomy places the organism in Eukaryota, Metazoa, Arthropoda, Insecta, Diptera, Culicidae.
CGUUACGCAAAUCGGCAACAAAUCCGCAAAGCAAAGUGUACUCCUACGCAGCUGAUGACCAUCGUUGUCAGUUGACGGGCGGGGGUAAAAUUGAAAAGUGCAAGUACGUCCGGCAACGUGUAGAAUGUCCAUGAAAGUGGUGGCGAGCGCAAAUCAUGUGUUCCUGUCGCGAAACCUGGCUCAAUACCACCGAAAUCCGUUGCUCUACUCAACGUAUCGCGGGCUUUUCGAUUUUACUCCCAUCACGAGGACACGGCGCGAAUUCACGCAGAAGAAACUAGUAGGAUAUUCAAUGCACCAGCUGUACUCGGUAGUAGCGGACGUCGAUAAGUACAACACGUUUGUGCCGUUUUGCAAAAAAUCCUUCGUGUACGAUCGUAAACCUGGCAGAUCACUGAAGGCAGAUCUCAUUAUUGGGUUUCCGCCGCUGAACGAAAGCUACACCUCGACCGUAACGCUAAAGGCUCCGACUCUCGUGCGGGCCGAAUGCGUCGACGGGCGGUUAUUUAACUAUCUGCUGACGGCGUGGCAAUUUAGCCCGGGCCUAAAGGAUAUUCCGCAAUCUUGUGUGAUUGAUUUCAUGGUUUCGUUCGAGUUCAAGUCGCUCCUGCACUCGCAGCUGUCGAACCUCUUCUUCGACCAGCUCGUGAAGCAAAUGGAGUACGCCUUCAUACAGGAAGCCGAACAGCGUUACGGUACCCCGGCCAUCAAGAGCCACGUGCUCGUAUCGAACAAGUCCUAGCCCAAGCUAAGGGCUCGUCCAAAUGCGAAAGACGAGCAAAACCCAGAUUAGAUAGCAAACAAACGAUUAUUCGCCGAAAUGCCGGAAGGGCAACAUUGGACAAAUCAAUCAUCGAGGGUUUUUUUUUUGCUAGGAACCUUUUAUUCUACUCACUAACAUUCAAUAGCACUACGAGGAGCGACCCAUUGUAACACAAAUGUCUAUAUAUAUUGUAGAAUCCUUCUUUUUUGUUGUUUGUUAAUCGAAUGCAUGGUUUAGUCAAUUAUCUCCUUUUGUAAAUAUUUGUUAAUUAAUGCCAAUAAUGAACCGUUCGAUAGGCAAAGUCAUGGAAAUGGGGUCAACCUUUUCGGACGAAACCCCGGACGAAUAAAAUGAAAGGUUGUUUGACUGAAACUGGAAUUCUCUGCAAUGUAAAUUUUUGUUGUUAAAAAACCAACACGACUUCCUUUGCACGAAACGAACGCCAUUUGGGAACUCCUGGAAACAUUUUAACCCCAUUUUAAUGCCAUCUCGCACCGAAUGCCACGAAACAUGGCUGGCAAGGACAAGUCCAGUUUGUCUCAUGAAUAAAAAUGAUUAACAAACCACUGCAGAUGCUCUCCCCCGUUUAAGUGCGCCGCGGUAAGGUCAUAAUAACUAAUGGUUAGAACGGUCGGCCUUCCGAGUCCGUUAUGAUAAUAAAACAAAUGCUUACCACAAAUUCUUACCACCUUCCAGCCAGAAUCGUUAAUUGUUUGCCCUUACACAAUGUUGUCUCAUGUCUAACCUUUUAACCAAAAAGGGCGUUCACGUUUCCUAUAAUUGUCGGCCAGUUAAAGCUAUACACUAGUGACCCCUGCUUGCAAGUCAAAAUGGUCCGAUAACAAACUAGAGUGGAGCAUUCCAUGCAUCAUAAAUCAUUCUCGUUAGGCCCCUAUUGACGGCGUCCGCAACGUACAUUCCGUUAGUGUUGGUGGUCACCGUUUAAAGUAUCGUGACGCAAAACACAAAUCUGCUCACACCUUUGGAGUACACGCCCGGGCCCAAAGGUCCCCAGCAAGUCACCACCCAUAUCCUUGACAGCUUGACGAACGAGCUUUAAUCAAUAACCAUAAAAAAUACGACAGAGGGUCCUUCUCUGACCCAGGUUUUUCCCCGCUUUUCCGUGAACGAAACCUUGAAUGAAUGAAACAAUAAAAAGUAAAACCUAGCCCCCUUCUAGCUAUGGGGCCUGCGGGAGUCUAAUAGUGGACGAUGGAAUGACUUUGAAUAUUGAACAUGAACUUAUGAAGUCCACCAUCACAUUGUGGGUAGAAAAUAGAUGACCAGCGGGAAUCAGGUUGGUUCAAAGAUCAAGGUUAAUUGCAUGCAUUUGCAUGCGAAAUCUACAGUAUGCAAAUUCCUGUUCCUUUCGGUCAGGGAGUACGAACCCCGUCGGAGGAAAUGUCGGCCAUG